AGCCCCUUACUGUCCUGUAGGCGUUCGUGCUUGUGGCCAAGAGAAGGACUUAAAUUCCUUAAAUCUCAGAAGAGCUCCCUCCUCCCCGCCCCCUUCCUUUCUGUCUCCAGGUCCAAGGGUCUGUAUUCACAGACAUCUCGAGGCAAGAAAAAGAGGAAACUAUCCCGAAUCCUCACAGCUGGAAACAACAUCAUGCAAAAACCCUGCAAAGAAAAUGAAGGAAAGCCCAAGUGCAGCGUGCCAAAGAGAGAGGAAGAACGCCCCUAUGGAGAAUUUGAACGCCAGCAAACAGAAGGGAAUUUUAGGCAAAGGCUGCUUCAGUCUCUCGAGGAAUUUAAAGAGGACAUAGACUAUAGGCACUUUAAAGAUGAAGAAAUGACAAGGGAGGGAGAUGAGAUGGAAAGGUGUUUGGAAGAGAUAAGGGGUCUGAGAAAGAAAUUUAGGGCUCUGCAUUCUAACCAUAGGCAUUCCCGGGACCGUCCUUAUCCCAUUUAAUGCAUUUCUCCCCUGAAUUCAACUAUUUUCUGUUAUUAAUAUUACCACCAGUGGCUUCUUUUUGUCUGCAUUUUCUUGCUAAAUAUUGCUACCAUUUUACUCCUAUCCUUCAGUGUUCCUUUGAUUUGCAUAUGACUCCUGUUACCAACAUCUCAUCUUUUGACCAUCUCACUCAUUUAAUAA
Molecule: messenger RNA, 678 nt
Organism: Neomonachus schauinslandi (Hawaiian monk seal)
Lineage: Eukaryota; Metazoa; Chordata; Mammalia; Carnivora; Phocidae
Gene: TCEAL7
Product: transcription elongation factor A like 7
Exons: 3
Coding region: 193-495 (100 amino acids)
Source: RefSeq, a predicted model, not a curated record